GAUAAUGGUGUGCAAAAUUAUAACCCUCGCACUAAUCGCUCUAUCUGCCGUUGGUUGUGAUGCACUGGAGGUCAUUUCUAGUUCUAGUUCUUUAGGGAGCAGCGUGAAUUGUACGAAACCCCCUUCGAGUAUGAAUAUUUCCUCAUGUUGUCAUGUGCCAGUCCUGAUCACGCCGGUAAACUUGAGCACCUGUAACAAAACACACACACAGUGGCUGGCAGGUGGUAAGAAAACAGGCAUGUGCGGCUCUAGAUGUAUCCUUUCACAGCUAACGGAUGGUUUGAAUUCAACUAUGAAUUCUCCGCUCGCUACUCUGGAUCGAGUUACAUUGUACAUGAACGCCUUAUCAUCGUGUAUCGUUGGCACAAAUUACGAUCAGUUCGUCGAUAAGCUGAUGAAGAAUACCACAAAUCUCUUGGAUGCUGUCUGUAAUAUCGAUCUGCUGAGCACUGCAGACUGUUUCGGUAGAAAUCUUUUACUGGCUUGUUCAACCGUCAAUCGCACCAGUAUUUGCGUGAAUGAGAUCGAUUAUCUCAACACACCGUGUCCUUACAGCGGGUUGGUCUCGGAAUGAGUUGAGCUCAACUCCAAGGAACAAUGUUCUAAAUAGCAUUUCACAUGAUAAUGGUUUUAAAA
Molecule: messenger RNA, 636 nt
Organism: Toxorhynchites rutilus septentrionalis
Lineage: Eukaryota; Metazoa; Arthropoda; Insecta; Diptera; Culicidae
Exons: 3
Coding region: 5-574 (189 amino acids)
Source: RefSeq, a predicted model, not a curated record